CUCGUUGUCAAUUUAUAGUCUCCUCCCCCCCGGCCACUGCCACAACUGCCAUUGACAAUGGCGGCCACCCAUCUCACAAUGAGGUCUUUCCUCGGUCUUCUCUUCCUCUUGUUCGUUCAACUCACCUCCGCCCUGAAGUUCGACCUCUCUGCCGUGAGCGGGAAGAACGAGCGAUGUAUACGCAACUUCGUCUUUAAGGACCAGCUUGUGGUCGUCACGGCCAUUGUGAGCGGAAACAAGGGUGAUGGUCAGGUUGUUAACAUGCAUAUCAAGGAUGCGCUGGGCAAUGACCACGGUCGUCCUAAGGAUAUUGCCGGAGAGACUCGCCAGGCCUUCACUUCUCCCGCUGAUACUGCUUUCGACGUUUGCUUUGACAACCAGCUCACCACUCGUCACGCCGUUGCCAACCCCUACAAGUCCAUCGAGCUCGACGUCGACAUCGGUGCCGAUGCCCGUGACUGGUCUAGCAUUCAGGUCCAGGAGAAGCUCAAGCCCGUUGAGACCGACCUCCGCCGUAUCGAGGAGAUGGUGGCCGAGAUUGUCAGCGAGAUGGAGUACCUGCGCGCUCGCGAGCAGAAGCUGCGUGACACCAACGAGAGCACGAACGAGCGUGUGAAGUGGUUCGCUUUCGGUACUAUGGGUAUGCUGGUUGGAUUGGGUGCUUGGCAGGUUGUGUAUCUGAGGGCUUACUUCAGCUCGGUUGUUCGUCAAAACAGCGUGAACAACAAUGAUCGCGCACCAUCCACGGCCCCCGAGCAUCGCAAGAACCAGACAAACAAGCCCCCUAACCCUCAUGUGCCCAACACGACCUCCACCAUGACCAAGGACUUCCCCAAGGUCGGUGAGAAGCCGGCUCCUCCGGAGAUGUUGAACUCGGUCGACCCCAACUACCGGCCGGCGGAUCCGUACCCCGGAAGAGUCGAGCAUUUCACCGGAGGUCGCCAGGAGACGGGGGCUCAGAAGCCCGAACUUGGUGUUGGAGAGAUGGAGGGCAUUACCUUCAAGGUUGAGCCGCUGCGCCGGGAGGGCGAGGAUGUUACUACUAUGAGGGCUCGGUUGUUGUAUCAGAGCCGCAAGCGCGGAAUCCUCGAGUCUGACCUCCUGUUGUCUACGUUCGCCGAUGUUUAUCUGGCCGAUAUGAACAAGGAGCAGUUGCAGGAGUAUGACCGGUUCUUGGAUGAGAAUGACUGGGAUAUUUACUACUGGGCCACCCAGGACCCUCCGGCUGAGGGGACUGAGGCUGCUGUUUCCACUGAGGCAGGCGCUCAGGAUACUCCCACGGAGACGUGGAAGCGUACUGGAGCCAAGAGCGGCGAGUGGGCGCAGACGGUUGGUGCUUUCAAAGCUGCAUACCGGCCCGUUCCGUCACGAUGGGCCGACUCCAAUGUGCUGAGACUCCUGCGUCAACAUGUUCGGGAUAACAGUGCCACGGGCUUCCAUGCUGCGAAGACCAAGAAGACUGGUGGACCUGGACUGGGACGUAUGCCCAAUGUGCAGAUGGCCAUAGGCGGUCAGCAGCCGAGGCAGGCGGUGAAUAUUCACGUGACUCGCUUAUACGAGUUAGGGUUGGCGGUACCGCACAACGGCGAGAAGGGCUGGGCGCGCUACCUAGAGUCAACGACAAUUGCUCCGCCCGCGUUCAUCCCUCUCUCCUCCCAGACUCCCAACAUGGCUGAGCAGCUCGUCCUUCGCGGUACCCUUGAGGGUCACAAUGGCUGGGUUACCUGCCUGGCUACCUCUCUGGAGAACCCCAACAUGCUGCUCUCUGGCAGUCGCGACAAGACCCUGAUCAUCUGGAACCUGACCCGCGACGAGCAGGCCUACGGUUACCCCAAGCGCAGCCUUGAGGGUCACUCUCACAUCGUCUCUGACUGUGUGAUCUCCUCCGACGGUGCCUACGCUCUGUCCUCCUCCUGGGACAAGUCCCUCCGCCUGUGGGAGCUCUCCACUGGUGAGACCACCCGGACUUUCGUCGGCCACACCAACGACGUUCUCUCCGUUUCUUUCUCCGCCGACAACCGCCAGAUUGUCUCCGCUUCCCGUGACCGCUCCAUCAAGCUCUGGAACACCCUUGGUGACUGCAAGUUCACCAUCACCGACAAGGGCCACACCGAGUGGGUUUCCUGCGUUCGCUUCAGCCCCAACCCCCAGAACCCCGUCAUCGUCUCCGCUGGUUGGGACAAGCUCGUCAAGGUUUGGGAGCUCGCUUCCUGCCGUCUCCAGACCGACCACAUCGGUCACACCGGCUACAUCAACGCCGUCACCAUCUCCCCCGAUGGAUCCCUCUGCGCCUCCGGUGGCAAGGACGGCACCACCAUGCUCUGGGAUCUCAACGAGUCCAAGCACCUCUACUCCCUCCACGCCGGUGACGAGAUCCACGCCCUCGUCUUCUCCCCCAACCGUUACUGGCUGUGCGCUGCCACCGCCAGCAGCAUCACCAUCUUCGACCUCGAGAAGAAGAGCAAGGUUGACGAGCUCAAGCCCGAGUACGUCGAGAAGGGCAAGAAGAGCCGCGACCCCGAGUGUGUCAGCUUGGCCUGGAGCGCUGACGGCCAGACUCUGUUCGCUGGUUACACCGACCACAAGAUCCGCGCUUGGGGUGUCAUGUCGAGGGCAUAGAUUGAUACCCAUCAAGUAAUCCAAGGGACGGUGUUGAGAUUUUAGCGGAGGAGAGAAAUCAAAUAACAAAGAUAUCUGUUUUUUAUUUUUUCCUUUUCCAAACACACACUCAAAAAGGGCAGGCAUUGGUUGGGAUGUAUGAGCCAUGAAGCAAUGAAAGCACCUCGGAGGGAGGGGAGUUCUCUCUCUUCUCUCCUGGGUUUUCACCUUGAACAUGUCUAGCUUUUACUUCGAGAUUUUUCGUUUCAUAAAAAUCCGAAUUGUCUGGAAUCUUGUGAAAGGGAUGACAUGCAAAAUUGUUCUAAUACCAUUUAAAAGACUGUUAAAAAGUUACACCCUAUCACUGGAGGAGAGACAUUGUAG
Aspergillus costaricaensis CBS 115574 is the source of this 2982-nucleotide messenger RNA. RefSeq names its product 40S ribosomal RACK1 domain-containing protein. Gene Ontology annotation, cellular component: cytosol; nucleus; mitochondrion. The coding region runs from base 58 to 2619 and encodes 853 amino acids. The record is from RefSeq and is a predicted model, not a curated record. NCBI's taxonomy places the organism in Eukaryota, Fungi, Ascomycota, Eurotiomycetes, Eurotiales, Aspergillaceae. The transcript has 10 exons. Gene Ontology annotation, molecular function: protein kinase C binding; translation regulator activity; ribosome binding. Gene Ontology annotation, biological process: protein-FAD linkage; rescue of stalled cytosolic ribosome; positive regulation of protein phosphorylation.